CGCAAAAAAUGGUUAAAAGUAGUUCUGCCCUAAAUUUCCGCCCUGCUGUCGAAUCCAAAACAGGCGAAAAAAAGGGAACAAAACCUCUUCCUGACCCGACGUCGAUUCAACAAGUAUUGUUGUUAAUGGUAGUACACUUGUGUCGGAAGAUUUUGUUUAUCGAUCCCAAUAUCAAAGUUGGAAUAUAUAUUAUGCUUGUUUUUUUUGGAAGUAUAUUGGGUGAUAUCUUACCUAUUCCUAAUUCUUAUUUUUCCCGGAAAGAUAACAUUUUCAACAUUUAUUUUGUAAAGUUAAGCUGGGGUUGGACAAUGGCAUGUGUUGGUUCCUUUGUGUACCUGACAAGUUCUGUGUACUCAUGUGGUGAUAAAACUAAAAUUCGAAAACAUAUGCUACGAUUACUUGCAACAUUUAUGUGGUUCUUUUGGACCAAAUUAUUUGUAACACUUGAAGAAAGCUAUGGUUAUUGCAGUAAACCUAUUGUCCGGUCGUCUAAUAGCCGUAAACAAUGCCUUUCAAAGGGUCUUUCAUGGAACAGUUUUUCCCUAUCAGGGCAUACAUUCAUUUUAAUUUACUGUGCCCUGAUUAUUAUGGAAGAAGCAAAGGCAUUAGUUAGUUGGGAGUCCAUCAAAGAUCAUUUGCGAAAUGAAGAUCACAACAGAAGUAGCGAGGAAAGCGGAUCUGCAACCCCAUUGGAUUGUCUGAGUGCCGAACAACUUCUAUUUGUUCGGAACAAGUAUGAAAAGUUUACUCCGUAUAUUAGAUUGUCGUUUAUCGCAAUGGCCAUGUUGGCAUUACUUUGGGACAUCAUGCUUAUGGCAACGAUCAUCUACUUCCAUUCAACUCCAGAAAAAUUUGUCGCGAGUGUAAUUGCAGUCCUAUUAUGGUUCUUCAGCUAUCGCUUUCUUUUCAAUCGUCGGUUGUUGGGAGUACCUCUUCCAGGUGAAGGGACAUUUCGCUACAUGAAUCCCACUCAACCUCUACAGAUGUUGUACGCGCGGCGAACGUCAUUGAUUACAAAAUCUGAAAAAACUUCAAGCUUCAUGGGCAUGCCACUUAGCACCCCAAAAGUGGGAGUAGAUGUCAGUACUGUUAAAUCUGCUUCUUUUCUUGAAACCUCACGAGCAGCUCCUCGUUAAACAAUAUUCAGAACGACCCCGAGAUCUUAAAAGGUUCAAGCCUGUAUUAUUAGCCAUGUACUGGCCAUUACUCUCUUGCAUUAACAAAAGUGUUAUUUUUGUGUUUUCUAAAUGGAAAAAAAAAAAGAAAUUGAUUUUCUGUCAUAAGUAAGAAGCAGUUGAGAUUUAGAUUGAUAAGCCCUCGUGUUCCUUUACAAUAAAUAAUUUGCAUGCUUAAGUGUCGUAGAAAUAGCAAAUUCGUUCAGAAUUUAUUUUCGGACGUAACUUUUCCCCUCUGAGUGAGGUAGCAGAUGAAAUUGAAAUAAAUAUGAAUGAGUAAGAUUGCUCGUCAAUA
Messenger RNA from Daphnia magna, 1470 nucleotides. RefSeq names its product acyl-coenzyme A diphosphatase FITM2-like. The record is from RefSeq and is a predicted model, not a curated record. Gene Ontology annotation, cellular component: endoplasmic reticulum membrane. Lineage: Eukaryota; Metazoa; Arthropoda; Branchiopoda; Diplostraca; Daphniidae. Gene Ontology annotation, biological process: lipid droplet organization; phospholipid biosynthetic process; lipid storage.